AUGUCUUCUCCUUCGUCGGCCCAUUGGCUGAGCCUCGUCGGCAGCAUCUGGCUACAGACCGUCAACGGACCCAACUCCGACUUCCCGGUCUACUCCUCGCAGAUCAAGGAGCUCAAGAACAUAUCCCAGGUGCAGAUCAGCUUCCUCGCCUUCGCUUCUGACGCCGGGAAGCUCCUGGGAUGGUUCUCUGGGGUAGCCGCCCUCUACGUGCCCCUCCGGCUCGUCGCCUUUGUGGGCGCCGGUUUCGGCCUCGUCGGCUACGGCAUCCAGUACCUCUUCCUCAACAGUGCCGGACUCAGGUUCUGGCAUCUCUUCCUGCUCACCGCCCUCGCCGGGAACGGCAUUUGCUGGAUCAACACCGUCUGCUACCUCCUGUGCAUCAACAACUUCGCGUCCAGGGGCCGCGUCGCCGUCAGCCUCGCCACCAGCUACCUCGGCCUCAGCGCCAAGGUGUACACGAGCCUGGCCGAGACGAUAAUGCCCGGCUCCAAAGCCAAGGCGUACCUACUCCUCAAUGCCGUCGUGCCGAUGAUCGUCACCGUUGCCGUGACGCCGUCCCUCAGGCUGUUGGACCUCAAGAGCGAGAUGGUGUCGACCACGGACGACACAGCAUUCAUCGUCAUGUUCGCAAUCACGGUCGCCACCGGAGUCUGCGCCGUUGCCGGAUUCAGCGGGCUGUCAUCCAGGGUCACCCUCGGCGUGCUGCUGGUCGUUCCCGUGCUCAUCCCGAUUGCUCUCAGGAUCCGGAAGAGCAUGAACAAAAUAUGGGAGGCGCGGACGCGCGAGAACAGGACCCAAGAGCUGGGCAGCGACGAUGCUGUGGUCGUCAUCGAGGUGAUGGACAUUGAGACCGAGGAGGAAGAGACGAUGGCGGCGGCGGAGAAGCCCCAGGAGGAGGUCGGGGGCCUCCAGCUGCUCACGAAACCAGACUUCUGGCUCUACUACUUCAGCUACAUGUUCAGUGGCACCCUGGGUCUGGUGUUCUUGAACAAUCUAGGGCAGAUUGCCGAGUCGCGAGGGCUCGCCCAUGCUUCCACUCUGGUCUCCCUGUCGUCUUCGUUUGGAUUCUUCGGUCGCCUCCUUCCGUCAUUCUUGGACUACUACUCUGCAAAAAGCGGUCACUCCAUAUCAAGGACGGCAUCCAUGGCGUCCCUAAUGGCACCCAUGGCCGGCGCCUUCUUCCUGCUGCUCAACCCGGGCAACGCCUUCCUUUACACGAGCACGGCCAUCAUCGGGACGUGCACGGGGGCUAUCGCGUCGGUGGCGGUGUCGGCGACGAGCGAGCUGUUCGGCAACAAGAACUUCGGCGUGAACCACAACAUCAUGGUGUCCAACAUCCCCAUGGGCUCCCUCUGCUUCGGCUACUUCGCCGCGCUCCUCUACCAGCGCGAGGCCGGGGCGCGCGGGAGCGCCAUCUGCUCCGGCGCCAGCUGCUACCGGACGACCUUCGCCAUCUGGGGCGCCACCUGCGUCGUUGGGACGCUGCUCUGCGUAGUGCUCUACUUGCGGUCGCGCGCGCGCAGUCUUGCCGGGAGGUUACCGGUGGGGUUCCAAUGGCUCGGCCGCUUAGCUAAAUUUGUACUCCGGCGCUAA
Messenger RNA from Lolium rigidum, 1593 nucleotides. Its product is annotated as protein NUCLEAR FUSION DEFECTIVE 4-like. The transcript has 2 exons. The record is from RefSeq and is a predicted model, not a curated record. NCBI's taxonomy places the organism in Eukaryota, Viridiplantae, Streptophyta, Magnoliopsida, Poales, Poaceae. The coding region runs from base 1 to 1593 and encodes 530 amino acids. Gene Ontology annotation, cellular component: membrane.